UCAAACUGAGUGCCACAAUUCAAAUUGAAAGUCAUCAUUCUCUCCAAUUUUUUGUUUUUAAUUUUAUAAUUUAUAAAAUCCAUCUGCAUCAGAAUCUUUCCAGCAGUAUCAGCAUAGUGUGCUGAUACAACUGGACUUGGAAUUGCUAAUAUUCAAACCGGAAACGAGGAAAAAAAAAAUUUGAUCCCUGGUUGGAGGAAGAAGAAAGACAUCUGCAUUACCCUUUGGAUGGUUUAUGCACUCAUAUCUUCGAUGGAAAGAUCAGUCGAAGGAAGAAAUUUCGAAACUUGAUGUGUAUGGAGAAUCGCUUGGACAAAUUUGCUUUAUUCGGUUCCUUCCGCCCUGCCCUCCUAUGUGUGUAUAAAUAUGGAAUAAUUUUGCCAGCAGUCAAUGCCACUGCGAUGAAGUUAAUUUAGAAUGGUUAGAUGGACUAGAACACACCAACUAAUCCAAAGCUUUGCCAGCUUAUUCUAAGAAUUGUUUGCCAUACAUUUGAACUCGUCAAAGUAUCCAUGCAAAAUGUUUAUCUAUCUCAAUUGGAGGAACAAAUCUCUCUACAAUAAUGAACUCCAGAAAAUUACAGCCACACACCUUCAUAAUGAAACUUUUCUGGCUUGCUGCGAUAGUUACCAUCGCCUUGGUGGUGAAUGUAUCGGCUGAAGAGAAAUAUACCACCAAAUAUGACAACAUUAAUAUCGAUGAAAUCCUCAACUCUGAACGUCUCUUCAAGAAUUAUCACAAUUGUCUGGUGGACAAAGGUAGCUGUACCCCUGAUGUGCGUGAAUUGAAAAAGGAUCUACCCGAUGCCCUUCAAACUGAGUGCAGCAAAUGUAGCGAUGUUCAAAAGAAGACCGCCGAUAAGGUUAUCAAGUUUAUUCGUGAAAAUAAGAAAGACGAGUGGAAGGAAUUGAUUGAGAAAUAUGAUCCUGAACAUAAAUACGAGAAGAGAUACGAAGCAAAUCAUUCACAAAAUUGAAAACACCAAACCAAAUCAUGGGCCAGGAGGAGUUACUUUAAUUUGCUUGAGCAUAAUUUGCUGCUACUGCUGUUUAAAAAUGUUUGUUAUGAAAUGUAAAAACCACAAAUCUGACGGCCUUAUUCACAAAACUUAAUGUAGGUUUGAAAUAGGUUUAUUGGAAAGAUGUCCUUUAUAGAACUGUCAAAUAAUGCUUAAGUUUUGUGAAUAAGGUCGUAAAUAUAUAACCAUGGAAUAUUAA
Molecule: messenger RNA, 1217 nt
Organism: Stomoxys calcitrans (stable fly)
Lineage: Eukaryota; Metazoa; Arthropoda; Insecta; Diptera; Muscidae
Product: ejaculatory bulb-specific protein 3-like
Exons: 4
Coding region: 563-976 (137 amino acids)
Source: RefSeq, a predicted model, not a curated record